Messenger RNA from Colletotrichum truncatum, 306 nucleotides. NCBI's taxonomy places the organism in Eukaryota, Fungi, Ascomycota, Sordariomycetes, Glomerellales, Glomerellaceae. The record is from RefSeq and is a predicted model, not a curated record.
AUGACGCCUCUAGCGCCUCUCCCGUUCAGCGGUCCGAUCCGCCCCGUAAAGGCGCUUACAGCACGAACCUUCGGCAUGCCCCUGCCUUCGCGCAUGUCUAUCCUCAACGGCCAACUUCCAACGCCGCCCCCUGGGACCAGGGGGGUCCUGCAGACUGAGCAGACUGGGCAGACUGGGCGGAUAUUCCAGUUGGCCAGCUUCGGGGCCACGCACCGCAGCAGAACCGUCCCCUCGGGUCGCCUCGAGUCAUCAAGUGGCUUCGCCGUAGGCCGCCGACAUGCCCUAGACUGCCUCGAUGAAACGUGA